This is a messenger RNA of Episyrphus balteatus (marmalade hoverfly), 1619 nucleotides long. RefSeq names its product lipase 1-like. The record is from RefSeq and is a predicted model, not a curated record. The transcript has 7 exons. Gene Ontology annotation, molecular function: hydrolase activity, acting on ester bonds. Lineage: Eukaryota; Metazoa; Arthropoda; Insecta; Diptera; Syrphidae. The coding region runs from base 30 to 1304 and encodes 424 amino acids.
GAGUUGAAAUAGAAUCAGUACAGGUUGAGAUGCAGUUACAGGUGAUACUAGUUCUAAUAAUCUCAGUGGAAUUUUGCAUCUCCACCUGGAAUAUCAAUAAUAAUGGUAGAAGAAUUAGUACAAAUUUUAAUCAAAAACCAAAAACCAGACAAAUUUCAACGGAAGAAUCAAAUAUUGAUCGUAAUGUGAGAGAAGAUUCUAAUUUAAAAAUACCUCAACUAAUAGCCAAGUAUGGAUAUCCUGUUGAAAUACAUCAUGUAACAACAAAAGAUGGAUUUAUUUUGGAAUUACAUCGAAUUCCAUUGCCAAGGGCUGUGCCGGUGUUAUUAAUUCAUGGACUUUUUGAUUCAUCUAGUACAUUUGUUAUAAUGGGACCUGACAAAGGACUUGCCUAUUUUCUAUAUGACAUGGGUUAUGAUGUAUGGAUGGUUAAUUGCCGAGGAAACAUUUACUCAAAAAAACACAUCACACUUAAUCCAAGUAAUCCUGAGUUCUGGAAUUAUACUUUUCAUGAAAUCGGAAUUUAUGAUCUUCCGGCGUCGAUUGAUUACAUUUUACCUACAACAAACUUUAAAAGAUUGCAUCUCAUUGGACAUUCUCAAGGAGGAUCAGCGUUUUUAAUUAUGUGUAGCAUACUACCGGAAUACAAUAGAAAAAUUAUAUCAAUGUCAGGACUCGCUCCAGCAGCAUUUAUUGGUGAAAACAAAAGUCCGAUUGUAGACAUUUUGUCAUACUUUCAAGAACCAAUUACAAAUUUUUAUAAAUCAAUUGGACGACAUGAAUUUCUGACAAAUUUGGAUUUUGUUAAACGUUUUGGCGCUAAUAUAUGCAAGGAAGGAAGAACUACUCAAGCUUUAUGCACUAAUGGUAUAUUUUUAUUAACUGGAUUCGAUGAGAACCAAAUUAAUAAAACAAUGCUUCCAGUUAUACUAUCACAUACUCCAUCUGGAGGAUCACUAAAAAAUGUUUUGCAUUUCGGUCAACUUAGAAAAUCUGGACGAUUUAGACAGUAUGAUUAUGGAAAGAUGGGAAAUAUACAAAAAUAUGGCAGAAAAACUCCACCAGAUUAUGACCUAUCAAAAGUCACUGGCAAAGUGGCAAUAUAUUAUGCUAAAAAUGAUUAUUUGACAGUACCUAGAGAUAUGGAAAAACUUAUACAGGGUCUACCAAAUGUUGUUGAGAAAUAUUUAGUUGAAUAUCCACAAUUUAAUCAUAUUGACUUUGUGUGGGGUGUUAAUGCUCGCGAAUUGGUUUAUUAUGAACUUUUAAGGGUGAUGAAAUUGAUACAGAUUGGACAGCUCUAAGUAAAAAAAUUAAUAUAUAUACAUAUAUAUAGGUAAAGUAUAAGGAAGGUACAUAUUUACUAAAACUGACUGAUAAAUAAUGGAAUUCACGGAAGAAAAGCAGACACAACAGCUAUUUGUUUGUCCUACUUCUAAGAAGUCGUGAGCAUGAUGACGAUGACGGGGACGAACAAGCACGAAGCAACCAGCAGCUCGUUUUGCAAACAAAUCCUGUGCCAAUGAGAAAAACACAAAGACAUGAACCCAAUAUUGAUAUCUGGAAUAGUAAUCUGGGAAAUGGUGUUGCAUAUUAGCUCCUAUCAAUUGUUAAAUAAA